UGUUGACAGCUACGAAGAACAACUCGGUGUGUGGUGACUGCAUGAUCUCUGUUACGAAUUCAUUUAGUUAAAAACAGGAAAAAACGCAAAUAAACAGUUUGCAUAAAAAAAACUCAAACCCAAGUUUGUUUAUAAAAAAGUUUGAAGACAUGGUUUGUUAGAUGAAAAAUUCAACCAGAUGAUAUUUUGGUUUGUUUUAGAUGGGCUUAUGAGUACAUAUUAAUGUGUUAGUUCAGCAGGAAGUUUCUAAAAGUAACUUUUAAGGCACAUUGUGAGUUACGAAGACAAAACUCUUAAAUGUUGGGUCAUUCAAAUGUGGUUCUGCUCACAUAUAGAGACAUAAAAUAGUUAAUAAUGAAUAAUCGUUGAGUCUGUAAAAUAUCAGAAAGUAGUUAAAAUCUGCAACAUGUGUUCCCAUGAGUUUCUUGCAGCACUUCAAAGCCAAAAAUAUCCAGUUCAAUAAAAUAAGAUGCAGAACAUUAAAAUGGCUUCAGUCAUAAAUAAAUCAAUUAUCAGAAUUGUUGCUGAAUUAUUUUAAUUAAUUGUGUCCACUGUAUUUGUGAGGUUUUCUGUUCUCUUUCAUCGGUUUUGGGAUCUGCUUUAUAUUCCAUAAAAAUAUAAGGAAUCCAAGUAUAAAUAUGAAUGACUGAAAAGGUCUCCUCUGGUGUUGAUCAGACUUCAUACCUGCAACUUCACUUCUGGGUUUGAACAUUUGUUAUAAGUUGCUAUAAGUUUGUUUUUGCCAACAAAAAAAGCUGAUAAAUGUAGUGUAUUGGCAUUAAAGAAAAAUAUGUAAAUAUUUCAGACAUAUUAAGGUAGGUGAACUGCAUUUCACUGAACUGUAUGUACUUAUUUUAUAAAUGGGAAACCACAUUUUUAUUCAUUUUGAUUGCUUUGGCUUCUUUGCGGAUGCUUCCUCACUUCAUAUUCAAAACCUUAAAUAUUUAUAUUUUCAUGUAUUUCUUUAUUCAGGUGAAGAGGCCUCCUCAUGUGCUGGUGGAUGUAAUUCUGAUGAAGCCGAACUACUGACUAAACGGCAACAAGACAUGGACACGUCCCAACUCAAACGAGUCUUCUGCGUGUACUUUCGGGGGAAAUGACGCGUCCUGAAUGAACCUGCACACUUAAUCCAGCUGUUUGGUGCAGGCUGCAAGAUGCGCACAGCAUGUGACUUCCCUUCAGCCGACCACACAAAGAUAAGACACCGGGGGAACAGUUUGUAAAACCCGCGGGUCUCUGGAGGACCCCUCCGUGUUGUGCUGGAGGAGGAGGCGGAGGAGGAGGCUGGGCCGACAUGAGGCUGUGUAACCGGGGUGGGAUGAUGCUGCUGACCACGGCGGGGGCUUUCUGCGCCUUCAGCCUCAUGACCAUCGCAGUGGGCACAGACUACUGGCUGUACUCCCGCGGGAUGUGCCGCUCCAAGAGCCAAGGUGACAACGAGACGGUCCGCAAGAACGAGGAGGUCCUGACCCACUCGGGGCUAUGGAGGACCUGCUGCACCGAAGGGACAUUUCGAGGCGUUUGCAAAGACAUUGAUCACUUUGCCGAAGAUGCAGACUACGAGCAGGAUGCUGCAGAGUAUUUAUUACGAGCAGUACGAGCCUCCAGCCUCUUCCCCAUCCUCAGCGUGGGGUUGUUGUUUCUCGGAGGAGUGUGUGUGGCUGCCAGCGAGUUCUACAAGUCACGCUACAACGUGAUCCUCAGCGCGGGUAUUCUCUUUGUCUCUGCAGGUCUCAGUAACAUUAUUGGCAUCAUUGUGUACAUAUCAGCCAACUCAGAUGACCCCAGCCAGAGCGACAACAAGAAGAGCUACUCCUACGGCUGGUCUUUUUAUUUUGGAGCUCUGUCCUUCGUGCUGGCUGAGAUGGUGGGCGUCCUGGCAGUGCACGUGUUCAUAGAGAAGCACCGGCAGCUUCGCACAAAAGGCCGGCCUUCACUCAUGAAGCCGCCCAUCUCCCGCAAUUCAUCUUACCACCGCAACCGCUACUACCAGAACCGCUGCCGCAGAUACAGCUACAGGAGCAACCACAGUGCAGGGGACUCCGCUUCACAGUCCUUUCGAACAUCCCUGAUGCGAGACCGAGAGCCGUCCAUCUCCGCCGAGUCCAAAGUCAUGGCAGGUUUGUCGUCCCCAGUGACUGUGGGCUCAGAGUUCAUGCUCUACACCUUGGCCUCGCCUCUCAAAGACGGUAAAAUAGACAUGGAAGAGGAGGAUUUAACUACUGUGGCUGCUCACAACAACACAGAGAUUCUGCCUGGAAACUGUGCAGCCAACAGAAGAACCACGCCUGUCUGAGAGGACAGGAACAGGAAGUGGGAAUACACAGGAGGAAUAUAUAUAUAUGUCAGCAAACGCUUCAGUUUCUUGGUAAAGAAGGAGUAAAGACUUUGAGGAGGCCCAGAUUAGAACAACAUAGAUCAAUAGUGAAGAAAAUCACGCACAGUUUCCCAGUACCCAGUUGCUUGUUUUGUCUGACCAACAGUCCAAAACACAGAUGAAUUAAGCUCUAUAAAUUAAGCAAAACCUUGUGUUUGGGAUGCUGAAAUCAGAAAGUGUUUGGCAGAAACAAAAUAUAUCAAAGACGCUGCAGAUUAUUUUUCCAUCAGCUGACCAAUCGAUCAAUCAUCUAACUGUUCCACCUCGGGUCUGAAGCAAUAUGAUUUUACUGCUGCCUAACUCUAAGAAAAAAAACAUCUAUUCAUGAAACAACAACACAGUUUUGAUCUCUAAAA
Scatophagus argus is the source of this 2733-nucleotide messenger RNA. Its product is annotated as voltage-dependent calcium channel gamma-3 subunit-like. Gene Ontology annotation, biological process: neurotransmitter receptor internalization; neurotransmitter receptor transport, postsynaptic endosome to lysosome; regulation of AMPA receptor activity. The record is from RefSeq and is a predicted model, not a curated record. The transcript has 5 exons. Gene Ontology annotation, molecular function: voltage-gated calcium channel activity; channel regulator activity. Lineage: Eukaryota; Metazoa; Chordata; Actinopteri; Scatophagidae. Gene Ontology annotation, cellular component: AMPA glutamate receptor complex; postsynaptic density membrane. Bases 1295 to 2296 code for a protein of 333 amino acids.